AUGACUUUUCACAUGUGUGUGCGCUCCAACCCAAUGUUGCGGCAAACAAAUCUGGCUGUUUGUGGAGUAUGGAGGUCAUGGAAGUUAAGCCUGCACUCUUCUACAGUUUGUGCAUCUCCUGGUCCUGGUCCUGGUCCCCUGGAUGGAUCUGUAGAACUGUCUUCUGUAUCAGCCGAUAAGCCUCCUCACACGCCUGUGAUGCUUAAAGAAGUGCUAUAUUACUUAGACAUCAAGCUUGGUCAGGUGGUCCUGGACAUGACAUUUGGAGGUGGCGGUCAUACCAAAGCAAUACUGAAUAUGGUUCCUGAAGUCACAGUCCUGGCCUUAGACCGAGACCCUACAGCCAUUUCUUUGGCCCAGCAGUUAGCCAAGGAAUACUCUGGUCGUGUAAAACCAUUGCUUGGCCGAUUUAGCGAGCUUGAAGCCCUGCUGUCUAACAUGAACAUUAAGCCAGGCAGCAUUGAUGCUGUCCUGUUGGAUGCUGGCUGCUCCUCCAUGCAGAUGGAUCAGGCAGAGAGAGGAUUCUCCCUCAGCAAGGAUGGGCCCCUGGAUAUGAGAAUGGAUGAAAAGAGGUACCCCGACAUGCCCUGCGCUGCUGACGUUGUGAAUACCUUAGAUCAACAAGCACUUGCAUCCAUCCUCACUGCAUAUGGGGAAGAAAGACAUGCCAGGAAAAUAGCUUCAACCAUUGUGGAGGCACGGCGUGUCAGCCCCAUCACCCGGACACAGCAGCUGGCCAGCGUGGUGGCAGGAUCGUUUCCUGCAGCUGUCGUCUAUGCACGUAAGGACCGCCUCCAUCGACCAGCGCACGUAGCCACUAAGACUUUCCAAGCUCUGCGCAUCUUUGUGAAUGAUGAGCUGAACGAACUACAUGCUGGGCUGCGCGCUGCCCGGGCGGCACUGACACCCGGAGGACGUCUCUGCGUGAUCACCUUCCAUUCACUAGAAGACAGGCUGGUCAAACGUUUCCUCCAGGGAGAUGACUUGUCUAAUCUAGAUCAGUAUCACUUCAGCCCGAGAAAGCAAGGCACUGGGAAGGAAAAACUGGUGGACGAAAAAAGAGAUGGUGGAAGCGUUUAUUGGCUUCCUCUGCGAAAAAAAGUGAUCACCCCAGAAAAGUACGACGUAAAAGACAACCCUCGAGGACGCUCCGCUAAACUAAGGGCGGCACUCCGACGUUAAUUAUGUGACGUCCGUUAUGAAAUAACAGAAAAUCUCUCUUUUUAGCAAAACAUUUGAACUGUUUUACAGUCAGAGUAACUAACAUACCUAAAGCAAGUUUGGCAAAGGGUGUAUAUGCAGUUACAUAAUAACUCUCCACUAUAAUUGUCUGCUGUAGAUGCUAUGUUUCUUUUUUCUCAAUAACUUGUUCCAUAGAACCCAAUUGGAGGGAAGCCAAUGAGGGUUGUCAUCCGUGGUUGGUUUGGGCACUGCACAUUGAACAGGGAACUCUGGGUAAGAGAAACAAUGAAUAUCCCACACAAUAUUCCCGGUUGGAACUCUGGUUGGAUUUUCUAAACUUUUUUAUUGACAGGUGAAAUGUUUUUCACAAGUGUCUACAGUAGUUGGCAGUGACAAAGGCUUUUUUUUGCAUAGAAAAGUGGACUUUCCAAAUUUGGAUCAAAACGGGCAUCAAGAACAAACAACUCAAUGUAUAUAUAUGGAACAAGUAAUCUAAACUCAAAGGUCUACUCAAAAGCUUUCACUUACAUCUUUAUGUCAAUUCAAUGAGCGAAUAAAGUUGGUUCAUGGAUCUUUGUUCAUGUAAUAUUGCAUUGUUCCACAUUUAGUUCACACGAUGCCUGAUUCAGCUCUAUUCACUGACUAAAGAUGUGUAAGAUGUGGUUAAGAGCUCUGAAACAAGUAAACAGACCUUUUGAUUGAAGAUUAUUUUUGUUCCCAAACGUCAAGAAUGAAUAUGCAAUUAGGAAUUAAAUGAAGAUACAAUA
Messenger RNA from Etheostoma spectabile (orangethroat darter), 1949 nucleotides. RefSeq names its product methyltransferase 15, mitochondrial 12S rRNA N4-cytidine (gene mettl15). The record is from RefSeq and is a predicted model, not a curated record. The transcript is spliced from 5 exons. Gene Ontology annotation, molecular function: rRNA (cytosine-N4-)-methyltransferase activity. NCBI's taxonomy places the organism in Eukaryota, Metazoa, Chordata, Actinopteri, Perciformes, Percidae. The coding region runs from base 1 to 1182 and encodes 393 amino acids. Gene Ontology annotation, biological process: rRNA base methylation.